ACAACAUCAACACCAUCGUUCAGACAACAGAACACUCGCUCACCGGCCAACCAAACCAAAACCGCGCUCUUGACCAUACCAAAGUCAAUCAACAUGCUCGUCCAAGCACUCCUCUUCGCAGCUUCUGCUGCACUGGCAUCUGCCCAGAUCACCUCCAACGGCAGCCAAAUCGUCUGUCCGGCCAACAUGCCCAACGGUACCUUCUGCGCCGGCGAGUCGCUGGGCACAAACAUUAUCAUCCGCUGCGUCAACGGCGUUGCGGAACCAGGCAACUGCAACGAUAACCUUGACGGCGAGCCACCGAUUGGGAACUUCCCGACGACUUGCUGGCAAACAUCGAACUCUUCUGGUGAUGCGGCUUGUGCCAAGAACUGCGUUGUCUACUGCAGCUCCGGCGGCUGCGCAAAAGACUUCACCCUCCCCGACUGCACACCCUUCUACACCGCCUCCUCCUCGUCGUCAACAGCAUCCUCCACCUCCUCUUACCCAACAUACCCAACAUCCCCAACCUCCCCAACCUCGUCCUCCGCCUCCUCUUACCCAACAUACCCAACCUCAUCCACCACAACAUCGACGGGAACUACAACCAUCACCACAGGCUCCACAACCGAGACCAAGACUUUCACUACUACGUACUGCCCAACCGGCACUGGUACGCCGCCACCACCUCCUACCAACGGAACUACGACCAGCAGCUCAAGCCCGGGUGGUGGUGGAAGCCCCACGAAGACACCGAGUGGACCAAGUAGUACUAGCAGCGGGUUCACAGGCGGCGCGGCAGGAUUGACUCCCAUGGGCGCGCUUGCUGGUGCGGGGUUGUUGGCUGCUUACUUCCUUUGAUUUACAUCUUGAUACUUGAUCUCCGUACCUUGCGCGGCGCGAUGAUAUCAAUUUGCUUUGAUUGAGAGAGGCGUAAAUUUGGCGUUUUGCACUGCAUUGUGUAUGGAAAUUGGGGAAGAAUGAUGAUGAUUUCACGACACUCCUUACAUUUUGUAGCCACACUGGCACACUUCGCUUCGAUAAUUACGGUCUACUGCUGCUGUCUCGUCUUCAUGAGAGAAGGGGGCUGGGGUGGCAGGGGCUUUUGUUGUAUGAGUAUGAUGAUACGUUUGAGUGGGAAAAUGAAGAUGGCAUGGGUCAUUAUCAUUGCGAUAUGGCUCAGUGCGAGGAUGAGUACAUAUAUGAAAUGCGCGGAAUUCAGAGAGAACGAGAUAAUAAUAAAAGCAAAGAUUUAAAGAAUGAUACCUGGGCUUCCUUGAAUGUGAUGCAAUUUAGAUCAAGUGAUAGGAAGGUUCGCAAGCGCGAAAAGCAGCUGUACUUGCC
Molecule: messenger RNA, 1323 nt
Organism: Hyaloscypha bicolor E
Lineage: Eukaryota; Fungi; Ascomycota; Leotiomycetes; Helotiales; Hyaloscyphaceae
Exons: 3
Coding region: 94-840 (248 amino acids)
Source: RefSeq, a predicted model, not a curated record